Sapajus apella (tufted capuchin) is the source of this 1585-nucleotide messenger RNA. RefSeq names its product leukotriene B4 receptor 2 (gene LTB4R2). Gene Ontology annotation, molecular function: G protein-coupled peptide receptor activity; leukotriene B4 receptor activity. The record is from RefSeq and is a predicted model, not a curated record. The transcript is spliced from 2 exons. Bases 210 to 1286 code for a protein of 358 amino acids. Gene Ontology annotation, biological process: inflammatory response; neuropeptide signaling pathway. NCBI's taxonomy places the organism in Eukaryota, Metazoa, Chordata, Mammalia, Primates, Cebidae. Gene Ontology annotation, cellular component: membrane.
CUGGUUGCAUUGGUGAUGGGAAGGAGUGGGGUGAGGGAGGGGCCCCAGGAGAGGCCCCGGAUGAGCUUCAUCUUGUCCCUCCCCAUUCUUGCCUUGCCCUCUGCAAAUGUGACAGGCACAGGACAGGAGUAGGCACCUCGCCCACUACUGCUUAACCUUUCAGCUUCCCAGGGCCCCAAUCUUGCUUGCUCCCAGCUUGGCCCAGAAGGAUGUCUGUCUGCUACCGUCCCCCAGGGAAUGAGACACUGCUGAGCUGGAAGGCUUCGCGGGCCACAGGCACAGCCUUCUUGCUGCUGGCGGCGCUGCUGGGGCUGCCCGGCAACGGCUUCGUGGUGUGGAGCUUGGCUGGCUGGCGCCCAGCACGGGGGCGACCGCUGGCGGCCACGCUUGUGCUGCACCUGGCACUGGCAGACGGCGCGGUGCUGCUGCUCACGCCGCUCUUCGUGGCCUUCCUGACCGGGCAGGCCUGGCCGCUGGGCCAGGCGGGCUGCAAGGCGGUGUACUACGUGUGCGCGCUCAGCAUGUACGCCAGCGUGCUGCUCACCGGCCUGCUCAGCCUGCAGCGCUGCCUCGCUGUCACCCGCCCCUUCCUGGCGCCCAGGCUGCGCAGCCCGGCCCUGGCCCGCCGCCUGCUGCUGGCCGUCUGGCUGGCCGCCCUGUUGCUCGCCGUCCCAGCCGCCGUCUACCGCCACCUGUGGAGGGACCGCGUGUGCCAGCUGUGCCACCCGUCGCCGGCCCACGCCGCCGCCCACCUGAGCCUGGAGACUCUGACCGCCUUCGUGCUUCCUUUCGGGCUGAUGCUCGGCUGCUACAGCGUGACGCUGGCUCGGCUGCGGGGCGCCCGCUGGGGCUCCGGGCGGCACGGGGCGCGGGUGGGCCGGCUGGUAAGCACCAUCGUGCUUGCCUUCGGCUUGCUCUGGGCCCCCUACCACGCGGUCAACCUCCUGCAGGCGGUCGCCGCGCUGGCUCCACCCGAAGGGGCCUUGGCGAAGCUGGGCGGGGCCGGCCAGGCUGCGCGAGCGGGAACUACGGCCUUGGCCUUCUUCAGCUCCAGCGUCAACCCGGUGCUCUACGUCUUCACCGCUGGGGAUCUGCUGCCCCGGGCAGGUCCCCGUUUCCUUACGCGGCUCUUCGAAGGCUCCGGGGAGGCCCGAGGGGGCGGCCGCUCUAGGGAGGGGACCAUGGAACUCCGAACUACUCCUCAGCUAAAAGUGGUGGGGCAGGGCCGAGGCAAUGGAGACCCCGGGGGUGGGAUGGAGAAGGACAGUCUGGAAUGGGACCCUUGACCCCAAACCCUACAACCUGCUGCCCUUGCCUGUCCCUUUCCAUCCCCCCACCCUCCGGAGCUCAGUGUUCUGGAACGUUUGGGGACCCUUUGACUGGAGUUUGGAUCUGGCUGGGUAGGAUUACUAUACACCUGGGGCAGGCUCAGUUUCCUCCAAACUGAGGGAUUAUGAGUGUGGUGAUGGUCUCUGUUAAGGACUAUUUCGUGCUUGCAGUUUGGCAUGUACCCAUGUGCCAGCACUGCUUACUUGUUGCCAAUAGCUGUUAUUGUGAAAUACACUGGGAAGCCAUUAGGUGGUGA